CUUUACAGAUCAACCUUCAGCGUGUCUGGGUUCAAAUGCAUUAUCGAUAAUAAUAAAAUAGGGUGGCAACACCUUGCCGUUUGCCGAAUAUUUUUUAUACAAACAUAGUUUUAGAGUCAUAGUGUAAGCGCCGACACCAUGUCCCAGCCGAUGCCGCCAGAAAAUAUAAAUAGUCACAUACUGGCAGUGCUCCGCUUGCCUCUGCUAGAUAAACUGUCGCAAUUGGAGAUAUUAUUCGAUCGGUGCACCAUUCGCCAAAUUCAAGAUAUUUAUCCGCUCAUUGUGCACUCGAUAUUUGGAAUUAAUGGUAAUCCACUGGGCUGGGGAUUGAGGAUAACAACAUUGGAGAAUGCGGCGCAUACUUACAACAGACUACAUCAGUUUUUUGCUGUGAACGGUAUUUGGAUGCACAUUUGCCACCGGCUGCUAAAUGAAACAACAAAAUUUGAUAUAGAUAUUAAUUUACUGCCGCGUAAAUUCAUUAGCAUGCUGCAAGGCGGUCCUAUGUUCUAUUCCGAUCUCAUCAACAUCGAUCCCUUGAAGCAUCAGCUGAGCACGCUCUCCCUCAACGCUUUCGAUUUCUACAUGCUGCACUUUGUGCUAUAUGCGUUGCAACCUCUGCACACCAUUAAUCCAAUUGCCAUGCAGAUUCACAGCGAAAGGACUAAGACAGUCUAUCAGCUGCUUGUUGCUGAGUAUCUGGAUAACUUUUUGCCACAAUAUCCGAAUGCCAACAUAGAACCAUCGAAUUAUGUGAGCAGCGUCAAGGCACCUCAACAGUUGCCAGCACAGUCGCUGCAGCCGUUGCGGCAGCUGCGUUAUCUUAAGUUGCCCAGCUCGUAUCGCAAUGGGAAUGGAGAGGCGGGCGGAGUAGCGGCAGCUAGCACGUCGCCUCAGUCUUCGGCGGAUGGUAAUGCGACUGCUAGUCGAGUCUACACUUGGCGCUCUGAGUCUGUGGUACACUUCUUCAUUGAUAUUUGGUUGCGUUACGACAUCGAAUCGGAGCACCAUUUGCCCAGCAGCGAAUUUGUGAGGGGUGUUCGAACACUGGUUAAGCAAAUACACUUCUUCCACAAUGCUGCGCGUAUGGAUCACAGUCCGCUCUGCGCGCUCAGAAAAUUAUCCCUGACUAUGGUUAAGGGGCGCAUCUAUGCCUUCCUCUGUAGUUUGAUCGAUCGUUGGCCACUGGACAGCUCGUUAAGUGUUGUCUUGGAGCUCUGGCUGAGCUACAUUCAACCAUGGCGCUACACUAUGGGCGCCAGCAAUCGAACCUUGGGCAUAAAUUACGAGCCACCUAUUACGACUUUCUUUGACGGGUUCAUUAUAGACAAUCUGAUUGUGUAUACGCACAUCUUUAUGCAGUUGUUGCCUCGAUUUGAACGGCUUGAUUACUCGGUUUAUCGCAAUGCUUAUAUGCUGCAUCGCCUAGCUAAAACGUUUGCGCAGCAGGACUUGGUUGAGCGACUGCAACGUUUCGAGCGUUUGCACUCGGGCAAUGCUUAUGGCUUUGAUUCACCUCAGCGUCAGGUUAAUAUGUUAAACAAAUCACACAACAACUCCUACAAUGCACAAUGGAAUCCCUUAGUGAGCUCCAAUAUACCAAAGCUGUUUAGUGAGCAUAUGCAUUCGAAAAUUCAGAGCUUUUUGUUUGGCAUCAGCAUGGCGCGAAACUCUGUCCUGACAAACAUAAUUAGUGCGCUGCGUAAGGAAAUAUUAGACCGACAACGCUCGGAGGGCUAUCUGAGAAACCUAUUAAAGAAGAUCCUUGGCGAGACAACCCAGGAUGAGUUAACGCUACGCGAUUUGAGUCGCAUACCCGAGGUGCUACGUCAAUGUAUAGAUGCAUUCUGUCGCACUUUCAAUGUGGAUCCGGGCACAUUGUCUAUGCAUGAAACACUGCCUGCGGAACCGGUUCCUCUGGCUUCACCAUCGUUGCAGAAUUUCAGCUUUUUCGAUUCGAAUGAUUGUUUAGAUACUUCGAUGCUGUCUCCGCAUCAAAUGUCCCUGAAUGCCUCAAACUUACAGCCCACAGUCGAUCCUGCGCUGCUGCCCAUUAAGUCAAAUGAGAUAAAACCGCUGGUAAGACUGCUGCACCAUAUAUCGGAAGCCAUCAACGAUAAAUAUGGCAGCCGUAUAGAAGCUUUUUACGAGCGUGACGACUUUUAUGGAAAGCUCUCGCGUCAAGUUCUGUACGCUCCCAUGACGGAGAAGUGGUUCGAAAAAAGCGAUGGCAACGUAGAUAUUUGCGAGAAGCAACUGCCCCCGCGUGUCAGUCUACGGCCACUGGGCUCCGUACCCUCAAUUUGUUUGAUCGCAUUUGCAUUGUGCUUCGGACACUUGUGGUGCGGUGUGGCUAGUGUUGGCCUGUUGCUCCUUUGUGCUGUGUUCUUUAUUUACUGCAUGCUUUUGGCAUUAUUGUCAUAAGUAAUUUAUAUAUUUUUGAUAUAAAAUCAAUAUUUUCA
This is a messenger RNA of Drosophila hydei, 2462 nucleotides long. RefSeq names its product sphingomyelin phosphodiesterase 4. Gene Ontology annotation, biological process: sphingomyelin catabolic process; ceramide biosynthetic process; glycerophospholipid catabolic process. The transcript is spliced from 7 exons. The record is from RefSeq and is a predicted model, not a curated record. Gene Ontology annotation, molecular function: sphingomyelin phosphodiesterase D activity. The coding region runs from base 139 to 2424 and encodes 761 amino acids. Lineage: Eukaryota; Metazoa; Arthropoda; Insecta; Diptera; Drosophilidae.